GAUGUAAAAAACUGAAGGGGUAGCUAUGGAGAUAGAGAGAGUAUUGCUGGCUGCUUCCUUUGACAGGUGUUGAGUAGGAAAAGUCUCAAACAAGCAUGUAUGCCAAAGGGAAAGGAUCCACUGUCCCUUCUGAUAGCCAGGCAAGGGAAAAGUUAGCUUUAUAUGUCUAUGAAUAUUUACUGCAUGUUGGAGCCCAGAAAUCAGCACAGACCUUCCUGUCAGAGAUACGAUGGGAGAAAAAUAUCACAUUAGGAGAACCUCCUGGGUUUUUACACUCUUGGUGGUGUGUAUUCUGGGACCUGUACUGCGCUGCACCUGACAGACGGGAAACAUGUGAACAUUCAAGUGAAGCCAAGGCAUUCCAUGAUUAUAGUGCGGCGGCUGCUCCUAGUCCUGUUAUGGGCAACAUGCCACCAAAUGAUGGAAUGCCGGGUGGACCCAUGCCUCCAACGUUCUUUCAGGGACCUCCAGGUUCUCAGUCAUCACCUCACGCACAGCCUCCUCCACACAACCCCAACAACCCCAUGAUGGGUCCUCACAGUCAGCCCUUCAUGUCUCCCAGGUAUCCUGGUGGCCCAAGACCUAACAUCAGAAUGCCAAAUCAGCCCCCUGUUGGAGUUCCAGGAUCACAGCCUCUGUUGCCAAACUCCAUGGAUCCCACACGGCCACAAGGUCACCCAAACAUGGGAGGACCCAUGCAGAGAAUGAACCCACCACGAGGCAUGGGAUCCAUGGGCCCACAGAAUUACGGCAGUGGCAUGAGACCUCCUCCAAACUCAUUAGGUGGUCCUGGAAUGCCUGGCAUGACUAUGGGUCCAGGAGGAAGAGGUCCCUGGCCGAACCCCAAUGCUAAUUCGAUAGCAUACUCUUCAUCGUCCCCAGGAAACUAUGUGGGUCCUCCUGGAGGUGGGGGUCCACCAGGAACACCUAUUAUGCCCAGCCCAGGAGAUUCUACAAACUCCAGUGAGAAUAUGUACACAAUGAUGAACCCCAUAGGACCGGGUGGAAGCAGGCCUAAUUUCCCAAUGGGUCCUGGUCCUGAUGGACCGAUGGGAGGAAUGGGUGCUAUGGAACCUCAUCAUAUGAAUGGAUCACUAGGCUCUGGAGACAUGGAUGUGUUGCCAAAGAACUCUCCAAAUAAUAUGGCGGGAAUGAAUAAUCCUCCAGGGACACCUCGUGAUGAUGGAGAGAUGGGCGGAAACUUUUUAAACCCCUUCCAAAGCGAAAGCUAUUCACCCAGCAUGACCAUGAGUGUGUGAUAUCCUGUGAUACGCCAUUGGAUUACAUUUCUCAGAAUACCUCUUCAGCAGAGGACUACCAAUGCCCUGGCAGUGAGGAUUAUAAACAAAUUUUGCAUCUUGUAUAUUUAAAAGCAGGAAAGCAUCCACCCCACAGGCUCCUUUGAACCUAUUCAGAAACUCUAAAAAAAAACAGACAAAAAAAAUAAAUAAAAACAAUACAAAAAAGAAUGAAUGACCGGACUGCAUAUCUGCAAUGACUUUAAACUGCAGUGUCGAGGGGAGGGUGACUUCUGGAAUGACCGCCCAUACUCUUAUGCCAAAACUUGGCAUGCAGAAGCAAGAGGACCCUUCCUGGACUUUCAGAAACAGUUUGCAAGACUUGGGCUCAACAUUCAGCUACAUACUGUAGUAAAACAAGCAGCUAUAUCUAUGAAAAUAAUAAGAAGGUUAGUGUGACUUAAAUGGAAGAACCGAUUUUGGCUGUAUCUUUAUGUAUCUUGACACGUUAACUUCUUUGGUGGUAGAAUGAACAUGCUCUACUGGCACUGAAGAAAUGAUCUCCAUCAUCCAUGCAAGAUUGGGAUUUAAGUUAUUUUUUUUAUUAUUAUUAUUAUUAUUACUUACUUACUGUGUCUCAAGUGGGCUAAACUCCUGAAGUCUUACCUUCAUGUUAGUUAAGAAUGUGCAUACAUUGUGCUCCAAAGGAUCGUUCAAAGGUAUGCAUUUCUGGAAGUUCAUUCUAUGAUAUCCACAUAGGUCUACCAUUACAAUUGCGUACAUUCCUCAUCUGUCUUGGAUAAAAGUAAAUGUAAUUCCCUUUGUAAUUUUUUUUUCUUACUGGUUAGAUGUCAUUUAAUCACUUGGAAUGGGGUGCAAGUAAGCUUGAAGGAUAACAAAAGCAGAUGGUUCUUGGAAAGACGAUGACAAUUGUUUAAUUAAUCAGUAUAAUACAAACUUGUUUUUUUUUUUAAAUGAAGACUGAAUACAGUCAGUAAAACAAAGACAAUAGAUGACAAACUGUUAACCUGUCAGGCAUGCAAUUGGCACAUAAUAACUAUAAUUUAAUUCUAAGAACAUCCCAUAAAGACAGGAGACUUUUCUUAAUUGGCCCAGUAGAAAGUGUGACGUUGGUAAGAAUAACAAAAAUGUUCAAAAUAAACUCCUCUGGAUGGCAUCAUAGAGCAAAGCAGCCAGUAACAAGACUUUAUUUUAAAGAAAUCAUAUUUGCACAUCUUAAAGAGCACUAAAUGUAACCCUCUUACCUACAGCUACCCACCUGGUAACAUUCACCCAGCCACAAACCCUCUCACAUACAGCCACUCACCUGGUCACAUUCACCCAGCCAGAAACCCUCUCACAUACAGCCACUCACCUGGUCACAUUCACCCAGCCGCAAACACUCUCACAUACAGCCACUCACCUGGUCACAUUCACCCAGCCGCAAACACUCUCACAUACAGCCACUCACCUGGUCACAUUCACCCAGCCAGAAACCCUCUCACAUACAGCUACCCACCUGGUCACAUUCACCCAGCCAGAAACCCUCUCACAUACAGCCACUCACCUGGUCACAUUCACCCAGCCGCAAACACUCUCACAUACAGCUACCCACCUGGUCACAUUCACCCAGCCAGAAACCCUCUCACAUACAGCCACUCACCUGGUCACAUUCACCCAGCCAGAAACACUCUCACAUACAGCCACUCACCUGGUCACAUUCACCCAGCCGCAAACACUCUCACAUACAGCUACCCACCUGGUCACAUUCACCCAGCCGCAAACACUGUCACAUACAGCUACCCACCUGGUCACAUUCACCCAGCCACAAACCCUCUCACAUACAUCUAGUUAAUCUGAAGCAAAAUGUUCUUCAGUAUAUAAGCUUUGACAUUUUACAGCAAGAUCUUCAAAUUAUAUCCUGAAUAUAGUAUUUCAUAAAGUAAGAAACCCCCUAUGUAAAUUUAUAGAUUCAACAAGUGUUGUAUUUAAUUGUAUAUUUACACAUUUUAUACCAAGUAUGCAUUUUCAUAUCUAGUACAGAUCUGAAUCGUAUGCAGAAAGAUAAUCAGGAUUUGGAAUGGUGUCAGCCAUUAUUAUUUUCAUUCUGUGUCCAUGCAGUUAAUUUGAUAUUAAAAAAAAAAUGAUCACAAUAUUGAUCAGAUAUGGAGACAUGACACCGCUCAUUCCAGUUACAGAGUUGCAAAGCAUAGGUUAAGAAUGUUAAACCUGCCUAACUUGCAAAACCCCUUUUACCUAUGCUACUCAUUUAACAGAAAAAUGUAUAGUAGAUGCACAGUUUUUUGUUUUAAGUCCACCUGGGGACAUUCAGCAACAAACAGGCUUUAUUUCUAGGAUGGUCUGCAUUCUGGAAAUGUACGAAAAAAAAAUAGUACAAUCAGUAGUGCAAUCACCUUGACAUUUUAAAUGAAUUGUUAGCAACUUAAAGGGACAUUCAAAGCAUCAUAACCACUAGAGUAUAUUGAAGUGGUUAUGUUGCUGGGAUGUUACAAGUUAAAUCUUUGGGGGUUUUCUGGUUUGUUUGUUUUUUGGUUUGUUUUUUAUCAAGCUAACCUCAGUUUAUUCAGUCCAUUUGACAAAAAAAUGGAAUCCCAUGAACCCAUAACAAUAUAGAAACAUUUGCUGAUCAGACAACCUAGAACUGCCUUACUGUAGGGUUGUUUUUUACAUAACAUUACUUUUAUGGAAUGCUUGAUCUUGGCCUUCAGAAACAGACUAGUGCAUACGAUCAUUAGUAAAAGGUCUUCUGCAACCCUGGACAUCUACCACAACCUGAAUUCCAAUAGCAAUGUCAACGUCUUCCUCAAAAUCAAGAGAUUUUAAAUCCAGAACCAUUUGCAAUAGCCCUUAAAAUAACACUUUAAUUGGAUCCUAAUUUUGAUGGGAUUGAUUGGGUAUAGCAUACCGUAAAUGUCAACUUUUUCAAACAGGAUAACUGUGAUAUCCUAAGUCUUUUAAUGUCUUGCAUUGUGGACUCUCUUCAUUUGUCACAAUAAUUAGUCUCUAAUUAUAUCUUCAUUGUAUUAUAAUUACAGUGAAUAGGCAUGGUAGAGACUUGUAAACCUGUAUUUAAAUGACACUCUUUUGUUUGAUUAUAAGAGACCAUGGCUAUAUAUUGGUAUGUCUACAGAUGUUCCUCGUGGAUUGCUUCUUUUUAGAAUAUAAUAUGAAGUGUAUGAGGGUUUUGACAGCAUGGCGUUAAAAAGACUUUCCUGUAGUAUGUCCCAGAGUAUUUACCUUUUGAUCACUCACACCAUGAAGUAAUUAUAGUGUAAGAAAAACAGAUAUGCAGUAAUUCAAAUUACCAGGAGCAAAUGCCAACAAGUGUUUUUAGCGAUAGUCAACCCAUCAAAGAGGUGAGCUAAAGUGGUGUACAAGAUACAGUGCCUCACCUUUGACACAUGUGGAUUUGUUUUACAGUCGUCCAACUCAACUAGCUUGUUAAAAGUGUGUUUACCUGUAACAUAUACUCACCCUCACUCUCACCAGCCCACAUUUAGUUAUUCAGCUGUCAUGCACUCUGUCACCUACUCACAGCCUGUUACUCACAACCUGUUUCAUUUCAUCACCCAGUUAUAAACCCUGUCACAUUCACCUAGCCACAAACCCUCUCAUAUGCAGCCACCCACAUGGUAACAUUCACCCUGCCACAAACCCUCUCACGUACAGCCGCUAACCUGGUCACAUUCACCCAGCCACAAACCCUCUCACAUACAGCCAACCACCUGGUAACAUUCACCCUGUCACAAACCCUCUCAUGUACAGACGCCGACCUGGUCACAUUCACCCAGCCAGAAACCCUCUCACAUACAGCUACCCACCUGGUAACAUUCACCCAACCACAAACCCUCUCACAUACAGCCACUCACCUGGUCACAUUCACCCAGCCAGAAACCCUCUCACAUACACCUACCCACCUGAUAACAUUAACCCAGCCACAAACCCUCUCACAUACAGCCACUCACCUGGUCACAUUCACCCAGCCACAAACACUCUCACAUACAUCCACCCACCUGGUCACAUUCACCCAGCCACAAACACUGUCACAUACAGCCACUCACCUAGUCACAUUCACCCACCUAAUGAAUUACAUCUAUUUAUUCACAAAAAGUCAAAUUCAUAAACCAUAUUCUGCAUUUAUUGUGCAAAAGCUUACACACAUUAUAACAGGCCCUCAUACAUGUAAUAUGUACAUAUAACUGACAUAUACAUGCACAUACACUCAUUUGUAAGAAAUCUGCAGGUUUAGGCUGGUUUUAGAAUGUUGGGAACAAGAAGUGUGUUCCACCAAUGUUUUUAGUGUUAUGGUUAAUCAUCAUUAUUAGUGACCACAUUUCUCUAGGUUGUUUUGGGACAAUGCUGCUGGUUGGCUGGAUAUGGUCACAUAUAUGAGUUCUACAUGGGUCAUAGCUGUAUAUUUAUGUAUAAGUGUAUCAGCAUAAGAGCAACUGACACCAGAGACCUUCUUCUUCUACACAAAGGAGACUGGACUCAGAUGAAUAUCAGCUGCAUGGUAGGGUGCACUUUGUGGAUAGAGAUCUCCUUUUGGCCCUCAGAUGGAAAAUGUUGACAUAAUAAACAUUUUUGAGCUUCAGAGAAUGACCAUCAGAAAGCCUACCAAGUAAGAACUAGGUGGUUUGAUAUGGGCAUUGAGAAUGCCAUAUUUGUAGUCAUUAAGAUGAUUGUGCAUUGCUUGUCCCAUAACAACCAGAAAAUAAUUUAGCUAGUAAUGCUGCUUUACAAACUUUUUAAUGGUGUCUAGCUCCACUUUAUGAGAACCACUAACAGGCUAGGACUGAGAAAAAAAAAUUGUAAAACCUACUUGUAAGAUCAGUGAAAAUUCAACAUUGUACUGAACCUGAUGGAAUGAAAAACGUGGGUGAAAAAACCCCAAUGUAAAAUAUAUGGAUGAUAUUGAAUAUCUUAAAGUACCCCAAUGGUGUGAUUUUGGUAAAUGAAUACAUAGUUAUUGCAUAACAGUAAAUCAUGUCUACAGAGUUACAUUUUGAUAUCAUCACUGGAUUUUUUCCAAACUGCCAUUUUGAAAUUUUAUAAACAUUGAAAAAUAUUAAGCUAAAUGUACAUUAGUUUUUGAGAGGAAGGACUUCCUGCCUAGAUCAGUGAUUCCCAUACAUGUUCAUAAGCAGGCACUCCAACAGACCUGUAUGUAGAUAUUUCUCUAGUUCUGUUCCAGUGAAGAUACUGACAACAUGUCUACCAUUGGUGAGCCUUCCAGGCUUGGUUAGGAACCACUGGUCUUGAAUACAACAUACAAAAAGUAUGAAUGAAUGACUCUUGCAUUCAAGAAUUCAAAUGAGAGACUAGACUGUGUGAGAGGAACAUAUCCAAAAGCGUUACAGAAGCCCCAAGGACAGCUCAGUCAACUCUGCAUCAAUACACAGCUGGUCAUUGGCAGUUGUAAACACGUAAACAUCAAGGUCAUCAACAAAAUGUUUGAGACCUUGAUGCAACUAAACCACUAUACAUUCACUCACCUAAAUAGACAGACCAGGUGGUGUAUUGUAAGGUAUGGUACAGCAGGUUUUAUUUUAUUUUUUAUGCUUCCUCUAUAAGAAAAGACUUGCCUUGGAUAAUGCAACACUUUUUACAGAAGGGGUCCACAUUUUACAGACUGAGAUUAAUCACAUUUUUCGUUUUGUUGAUGUAAAGAUUUGUUUCUGCCUGCUACACUACUGUGAUAUUUUAAUAACUUCUACUAGAGCAGGUAAACCCCAAUAAUAAUACAGGAAAGGAGACAUAGACGCCAACCACAUAAAUUAACUGUAUACAUACAUAUCACUCGUAAAGUUCUCACCGGUGUCACUCUCCUCUCCCCUCUUAAGGAGCCUGUAGGGACAUUGGGUGUGGUGGGGGGCAGGGGAGGAGAAUGAACUGUCUCUUGUACACAACAUGGGACAACUUUUAACUUUCUUAUGAAGGAUUUUUUUUUAUUAUUAUUAUUUUUUAAACAUAAAGGACCUCAUUUCAAAAGAUGUCUGUGUUCUUUUCAUUGUUUUAUUUUGUUUUUGUUUGUUUUUUUCUAUCAUAUCCCAAAGCAACUUUGUACAGGAUUAUGCUAAUAACCCACAUUCUUCCUAUUAAUUUUUUUUAUAUAUACUUUUGUGUUUUGUUUUGUUUUUUGUUUUCUCUUCCUGCAAUGUCUGCGUAAUUCUAGUGUGAUGUAAAAUACUGUAACUUUAGGACAGGAUUUAAAAGACAAAAAAAUAAAACUGUACUGCUAUUCGUUCUUUAUAUGAUAUGACAGUAUUUGGGAUAUGAAGCAUUCUUUCACAAGGUGUGCUUUGUAUUUGCUUGUAGGGUUAGAAUUCAGUCCUAGAUUUUAGUUGUCCAGUGUAGGAUAUAUAUAUAUAUCAUGUCAUUUGUAUGUUCUUUAUAUUGUAAAAAUUCUUUAGACUGAAAGUUGCUUAUCAAAACAAAAAAAAAGAAAACAAAAAAAUAACU
Molecule: messenger RNA, 7721 nt
Organism: Pelobates fuscus (common spadefoot toad)
Lineage: Eukaryota; Metazoa; Chordata; Amphibia; Anura; Pelobatidae
Gene: SSBP4
Product: single stranded DNA binding protein 4
Exons: 18
Coding region: 96-1259 (387 amino acids)
Biological process (GO): positive regulation of transcription by RNA polymerase II
Cellular component (GO): nucleus
Molecular function (GO): protein binding; single-stranded DNA binding
Source: RefSeq, a predicted model, not a curated record